Messenger RNA from Colletotrichum karsti, 963 nucleotides. RefSeq lists its product as uncharacterized. The coding region runs from base 1 to 963 and encodes 320 amino acids. The transcript has a single exon. The record is from RefSeq and is a predicted model, not a curated record. NCBI's taxonomy places the organism in Eukaryota, Fungi, Ascomycota, Sordariomycetes, Glomerellales, Glomerellaceae.
AUGGUCGUCGCAACAUACCCGAAAGAGUGCGAGGUAAUCCAGCCCGCCCCGCCGCGCGCCCGCUCCGCGAUCCCUCUCUUCCUCAUCCACGACGGCGGCGGCACCACCUUCGCGUACCACUGCCUCUCCCCGCUCUCCCGUGCCGUCUUCGGCAUCGCCAACCCGCGCUUCCACUCCGCCACCCCCUGGGACGGCGGCGUCCCCGAGAUGGCGAGGGCCUACCUGCGCAUGAUCCGCGGCACCCUCGCCUCGCCCGAGUGGCCCCCCAUGGCCCCCUGCACGCUGACCAGGGACGGCAGGAAGAAGUGGAAGAUCCUGCUCGGGGGGUGGAGCCUGGGCGGGCUGCUGGCGCUGGAGAUCGCGCGGCUGCUGAACACGGGGGCCAACGCCCUCGGUCCGGACGAGGGCCCUGGUGAGGGGGAUGACGUGGAGAUAGCGGGCAUGGUCGUCAUCGACAGCGUGUACCCCGUGUGGCCUGUGGGGUCGGAGGUGAAGAUCGGGACGUGGAUCGAGACGGAGGAGCCGGAGCACAAGAACCUGAAGCUGGCGCGGCAGGCGAUGAAGCUGGCGGGCGGCAUGGUCAAGGUGUGGAGGAUGCCCAAGUGCGGCGCGGCGUUCCGGAACGGGGUGGAGUACGAGAGGCGGGAGGGCGAGGACGGGGUGGAGAAGUCGUUUUACGGGAGCCGGGAGGACAAGGAGACGGCGGAGGUGGUGUGGGACCGGCCGCCGCGGGCCGUGCUUGUGAAGGCUGCGGAUUGCGUGCCGAUGCCCGGGGAGGGGAUCAGUCCUGUUGACGUCUACCGCGGGGACGCGAAGCUGGGGUGGGAUGGGUAUUGUCCGGGGUAUGUCGAGAAGAGUCUUGUGACGAAGGGGAACCAUUUUGAUAUGUUCUCGUGGGGGUAUAUUGAGGACAUUACGGCGCAGGUUUCGGAGGCGUGUCGUAUUUUGGAGGGUGGAAAUUAA